AUCAAACCGCACAUCCAUUUCAGCCUUAGGCAUUGCCUACACACUUAUCCUCACCACUCCUACUUUCAAUAAAUUCAAGGUUUCUAGCCGGCCUUGCAACAAUGGCAGUAGCACAAACGACCACCAUCUUCUCCUCUGCCAUCAUCAUCGUGCUCUUUUCCUCGUCAAUUGUUGCUCAUACUAGCGGUGAUGUUGGUGGCAAGCCGAAGGCAGCCGAUUUCGUGACAGAAGCAUGCAAGAACGCUACAGCCAACUAUGACAAAGAAAUUCACCUCACGGAGAAAUUCUGUGUCUCGACCCUCCGGUCGGACAACCAAAGCGGCAAGGCUAAGGACCUUCAUGACCUGGCACUCAUUGGCGUAGACAUCCUCAAAGCACGUGUCGUCACAGCCAAUGGUAAGGUCCAAGAAAUGUUGCACAAAGCCAAAUCUGGCAUGUCGAGGGCGCGCCGACUCACUUUCUGCAAGCUGGACUAUGACGUGACGGACUACCGUGGCGCUGACGGUGGUGACAACGACGGGCCGCCGUCUUUUAUGCUCCCUCACUCUGUGGAGCAGGUGAACAUCCUCAGCGGUUACUGCGGGCAUGAGCUUCUGGAUAUGCCGGGGCUUCAUGCGUUGUUCAACGAGAAUCUUGACUAGAGUAUGCUGGCCCACCUCAACAUGGCCUUGCUAGCACCAUAUAGAGACAACGAUUCAUAAUAUGUAUUUUAGCCUGAGUGGUGUAUGCUGCUUCAUUUAGAAUACUAAUAAUAAUGAGAGGUUGCUACAUCUUAUUCUAUUGAGAAGUAACUAUUUCUCCACCAGUUUCUG
This is a messenger RNA of Aegilops tauschii subsp. strangulata, 812 nucleotides long. RefSeq lists its product as uncharacterized. The record is from RefSeq and is a predicted model, not a curated record. Lineage: Eukaryota; Viridiplantae; Streptophyta; Magnoliopsida; Poales; Poaceae. Gene Ontology annotation, molecular function: enzyme inhibitor activity.